UGACGUCACUAUGCAUAAGUAAAUAUAAAUAUAAACACGUGGGUAGGACUAUCAGUCAUUUAAAUUCCACGUUGAUUAGACGAAACCCUUAAAUCUUUAGGGAUUUGGAUUAUACGUUUCGGAUUGUUGAGAAAGCCAUGGCAACCGAUUCCAAUGACAUAGCAACAGAUUCAGCAAGUAGAAAUCUCAUCGUCGACGAAGCAUCUUUUGAGGAACAGUUCUUACGGUGUCAAGUUUGCCGGGAAAAAUUCGACCGCGAGGAAAGAACACCCAAAUCACUUCCCUGUAAUCACACAUUUUGUCAACCCUGUCUAAAACAGGUGUUUGAUCACAGUCAGCCAUCUUCCCGUCGGGAGAGAUCGACGUGGGGAGACGAAAAUCGUGACGGAACGCUUAAAUGUCCGACUUGCCGCGUAGAAAUCUAUCUCAGCAGAAGUGAAAUCAAAAAAUUACCUAGUGAUCACCGCGUUAUACAAAUGAUUGAUUUCCUAUCACAGGCGGUCUCAAAAUCGCAGAAUUCAUGCUCCAAACACGAACGACAACCGAUAAAUUUCUUCUGUAAGACUUGCUUAGUGCCAGUUUGUCGGGACUGUACUGUUUUAGAUCACAAAGAACAACAAGGUCACGUUAUCGUCGACGUUACAGACGCAUUGACCGAAAGUUCCGAGGAAUUCAAUACGGUGGAAAAUAAAAGCAGACAACUGUUAGAUAAGAUGAAACAAAGGGCGGACGGUUUAGGGAAUGGUUUAAAAAGACUGGAUAUGCUUGAAAGACAAAUAAAAAAUGAAAUAAAAGACACGUUCAUAGAAUACAGACUUCUUCUGGAACGUCGCCAAGAUUCUCAGAUAAACUGUCUAAAGGAAAUGAUCAAAGCACAGAAAGACAAAAUGACAAAAACAUUCGAUGAUUUGAAUGAUAAAGGUACGGAACUCCAAAAACUGUACGACUCUUUUAAACAAGCGCGAACUACAAACGACGUUCGACAACUCUUCACAAUAAAUGAAAAGGUAAAACAAAAGGAAGAAUCUUUCAAAUCAGAAGCAGAUGCAAAAGAUAAUGCACUUUUCGUUUCCUACAAAUUCGACGUUGAGAGUGAAGGAGUCUUUUUAGCGGAGAUGAGUGGAUUAGGGGAAGUAACUCCGUAUGAGGACCCUGGUCUGUCUGAACCUGUUCCUCACCACCAGUUGAUACUUUUCGACAUGGAAGAACAGCAAGAACAGGAAAGAAGAACCGCUAGGGAUAUGCCGCUUGAUUGUACAUAUAGCGGACUCCCAUCCGGUUUAACAGAUCUAAGUGUGGAGGACGAGAGUCUAAAUCAGCCGGAGGAUGAGGAAGGAUUUACUUAUCACCCCUAUUUAGACGCUACCCGACUGACACGCUUAAUAGAAUCAGAGUAUCCCCAUUUCAAUGAAGGAGAUUCUUCUGAAGAAAGUCCGACAGAUUCGCAGGAACGCCGUGGAAGACGAAGCGAAUCGUAUGCCAAUUUCUUGUCCCGAGAUGCCCCUAGCGAGCUAAGAUCUCGUAACAGGCGGAGCAGACGUCCAGCAAGAGAAACAGCUCUGCCUCAAGGCCUACUGGCACCACAUGCACCUUCUAGAGACGAUAGCCGAUCCGGUGCAUCACGUGGAAGUAGAAGUUCGAGUACUGGAAGCGGUAAUGGUACAGGUUCCCGAUCUAGUUCUUCCAGAAUCCCAGACUUCACAACCACGCUUCAGCUGCUACAAGCUCGAGUCACACAAGAUGAAUCAAGAUCAUAAACAGUCUAUAAUAGCGUAAAUUCAUAAAUUGUGCUAAAAAAUCAAAUCACUGAAAUAAUAAUUAACUUAUAUAAAAACCUACCAAUUGCAUGCUAUAUAUAUGGGCAUUAAUCAAAGUGACAAUAUUGUUACCAAUUUAUGAAGAAAAAAACAGCAUUCACGAGUCUUUACAUGGAGUUGAAACAUGCGAUGCAUGUAAUAUGUAAUAGCCAUACCAAACUGUUCUAUUUUCCAUGACAUCAUAUUUCUUGUUUUCGUAGUUUGGAAACUGUAAAUCUUAAAUUAUUUGGUAUCCAAAUAACUUUACUAGCAAAUGGUUCCAAUAAUAUGAACAUGACAUAUAUCCGAUCUAAUUGACAGUCACGUUACGAUAAGAAGUCGAUUGCAUUUAAAUACAAUUUUAUAACCCUUCAAAGGCAAUUUCUAAAACAAUGGGCAUAUAUUUCUCUUCGACGCGAAAUCACUGGAUAUUCUUUUAAAGUUAAAGGGCAUAAAUCUAUACUUAGGUUAUUGUUCUGUGAUGAGGAAAUUGAAUCUACUAUAAUUUAUUUAUUUUAAUAUGAAUGUAAGAAAUGUGAUAAAUAACUGUAAAUAAUAACUGUAAAUAGUUAGAUAUGAAAGUUGUAUGGUUUAUAUGAUGUGUGUCAAGUUAUACAUAUUUAUAUAUAAAAUCAGUUUAUAUUUAUAUUAAAGCCCAAUAAUCAUGUGUUUUGAUCUCUAUUUCUUGUUAAAUCAA
Patella vulgata (common limpet) is the source of this 2493-nucleotide messenger RNA. Its product is annotated as tripartite motif-containing protein 55. Lineage: Eukaryota; Metazoa; Mollusca; Gastropoda; Patellidae. The record is from RefSeq and is a predicted model, not a curated record. Gene Ontology annotation, biological process: positive regulation of DNA-templated transcription. The coding region runs from base 138 to 1757 and encodes 539 amino acids. Gene Ontology annotation, molecular function: ubiquitin-protein transferase activity; zinc ion binding. Gene Ontology annotation, cellular component: chromatin; nucleoplasm. The transcript is spliced from 2 exons.